GCCGCGACCCCCACCCCGCUCCGCCUGGCCGAGCACCUGGUGCCCGGCUCCUCGGGGUUAGAGACGCGGGCUCCGAGGCCCGGCCGGGCGCGGGGUCAGGGGACUGCGGGCCUCUGGGGGCGGGGCGCCGCGACACCGAGGCGCUGGGGCGGCAGGAGAGCCCCCCCGGCCGACCCUUCCCCCCGAGUUUCCUUUUCUUUCUGUGCCGCCCAGGGAGGGCCCGGCCGGCCCGCUGGACUGCAGAUGUCGCUGGGGCCGCUCAGCUGCCUCCUGCGCCCGCCCCUCGUCAGUGCCCCGCUCGCACCGCAUCUAUUAGGCACCCUCUGCAUGCAGGCCCAGCGCCAGACCUGUUAACGUUUAACCGCGGUGGAGGGCCUGGCCGAGAGCGGCCUUCACCCCCGCCCCGGGGUCAGCGCCGGGCAGCGCCCCGGUCCACACCUGCUGCUCGAGGCCUCCCUACUGGAGGUUACGCAGCACCUACGGGGAAACAGCCCGGGCGUCGCCGGCCAGACGCACCCCGCGCGGGGCUCUGCCUGCUUUUGCGAACUCAGAAGCAGGCGGGACUCAGGGCGGGCGCCGGCAGAACUUCCCUGGGUCUGACCCGGCUGGGCACAGCGCACUUUGGCUCUGGGGCUUCGUGCAAAUGCGGGGGCGCUGACUGCUCAUCUGUGGUGAAGACCGCGGUCCCAGGAGGGGGCACCAGAGGCAGAGUCUCAGAAGUGAUCAAGAAAGGGAGAUUUAGAAAGGGAGGGAGGGCACUGAAUAGAGCAGGUGACCGCCGGAGCGGGGACCCGGGAGGAAGGGCUGGGUGGGAGGAGACGGGCAGAACCCCAGGGGCCGCGCUGCCACCCUGCUCGGCCCCGCCCCCUGACCCCUGCCCGCGGCCCCGCGGUGACAUCUGACCUUGUGGCGGCCGCAGACUGGGGACAAAGGGGCCGGGGCCCAUCUGCCGCGGGGGCGCCCGUGGGAACCGUCAGACGCCGGCCCGGCGCCUGGGAACCCACCCCGCCCCCCAGGUGACCUUGGCUCCCUGUGCCCCAGCGGCCACCUGGGGGACUGGGGACCAAGAUCACCUGUAUAGACCCGCGGUGGGGGAGGGAAGUCGCCUCCUCUGCUCCCCUCCCCCAAGGUGGCCUGCCUCAGUUUCCUGCCUUCUUCCAGCCUGGGUCGGGUGCAGAGCCCGGUGAGGAAGGACAGGAGACGGUGCCUCCCACCCUGUGCUGCCUCGGGGGCGGGGAGAGCGGGUUCCAGGCGCGGACUCGGGUGACCUCCAGCCAGGCCCCUGUCAGUGUCCUGGGGAGAGGCGGCCGUUGGCCCACACCUGCCCAGGUGUGGCCUGGAGCGCCCGCCCCAGGCAGGGGCCCAGAUCUUCCUAAGCCUCGGCUUGGGUUUCAGCUGCGGCGAGGAGGGGACAGCUGGCCCCCAACCCCAGCCCCUCCGUCCGCCCCCAGGGGCCACAGGGGUGUGGCGUAGCUCAGGACUUUCGAGCUAAGCCUCUGCCUGCACGCGGCUGGCUGGGCUAAACCAGCCCCAACCCCUGCGGGAGGGAAGCCAGAACCUGGGAGCGGGGGCGGUCUGCGAGAGCCAGACAGUUGCACACCCCUCUGGACCUGGGGUCUCAGCCCCGAAGCACAAGCACUUCUGGGCUUCUGCCCUUAUAGUUGGUGCCUGUCCUCCACAGCCUCAUUUUUUUUUCUACAUUUUUGGUUUUUUCAAUGCUGGAGAUGGAACCCAGG
Chinchilla lanigera (long-tailed chinchilla) is the source of this 1736-nucleotide messenger RNA. Its product is annotated as translation initiation factor IF-2-like. Lineage: Eukaryota; Metazoa; Chordata; Mammalia; Rodentia; Chinchillidae. The record is from RefSeq and is a predicted model, not a curated record.